Messenger RNA from Knipowitschia caucasica, 837 nucleotides. The record is from the annotation of a GenBank genome assembly. Lineage: Eukaryota; Metazoa; Chordata; Actinopteri; Gobiiformes; Gobiidae.
AUGUCUGUGCAGCGGGGUCCUGGUCUGGGGCUGGAGCAGCAGGACGAGGACAGCUCUGGGUGUCUCUCAGAUUUCAACAUUGUCUGUGUGAAGUUGGAAUCAGACGAAGAAGAAAUGGAGAUCUUUCCUACAGCAAGUCUGGACCAUGGACUGGACCAUGGACUGGACCAUGGACUGGACCAUGGACUGGACCAUGGACUGAAGCAGGAGAUCCCAGAUACUGAAGAGGAGCAGAGCGUUAACACACUACCUGCCUUCGACCUGAAGGUUGAGACUGUGAGGACAGAAGAGGUUCAGCCCCAGGGAGAGGACCUCAGCGAGGGGGAGACAGAGCACUCGUCUGACACAGACUAUGAGAGCGCUCCAAUCAGCUUCUCCAAUGAAAAGAUCACAGAAAAGCUCCAAGACAAACCUUUCUGCUGCUCCAUCUGCGACAAACGCUUCCAUCGCGCCGGCGCACUGAAACGCCACGAGAAAAUCCACAUUGUGAAGAAACCCUUCAGCUGUUCAGACUGCGACGAGACAUUUUCCACCGAAGCCGAUCUCUGGAGCCACAGCAGAACACACAAACCUUUCAGCUGCUCCUUCUGCAAAAUGAGUUUUUCCACGUCGUUGAAUCUGCAACGUCACGUGAGGAGGGCGCACUCGCAGAAGCCGUGCAGGUGUCCGCGCCCCGAAAGAACCGUUCCGCCGUCUGCGGGAGAAACUCGGUCCAAAGAGAGAGAGCUGUUGUUGCUGUGUGCUUUCCCGCUCAGUCAGUUAGACGACAGCAUCGCGCUCGUGAUCUCGGGGUUUGAAAUAACCGCCGUAAAACCGAGCGACGUGGGACUUUUGUGA